Molecule: messenger RNA, 2104 nt
Organism: Pangasianodon hypophthalmus (striped catfish)
Lineage: Eukaryota; Metazoa; Chordata; Actinopteri; Siluriformes; Pangasiidae
Product: pleckstrin homology domain-containing family S member 1
Exons: 10
Coding region: 281-850 (189 amino acids)
Source: RefSeq, a predicted model, not a curated record
GUUAAAUGAGUGAGCUCAUGGGGAACCCCAUUGUGCCAAGCUGUGUAGUCACCAUUAAAGUAUUCCACACACCAGGACUCGGGUCCACGGCCCAGCCAGCAUUGCUCCUCACGACCCUUCCUGGGGAUGCUGGGAUAGAGUGCAGGUUCAACAUCUCACCAAACCACUUAUUCCUCUGCCUCUUCUCCAGUGAGGACGAUCACAACAGCGGGGACCACCUGCAUCAGCCAGGCACAUACACGAAAUACUACAACACCCCAUUGUUCUACAGAAUUGUGAAAUGGCAUUAGGUGGAGAAAAGGAGGAGUUAUGUGCUGGUUACCUGUACAAGUCCCCCCAAAAAAGCCUGUUUAAAUUACAGAAAUCAUGGAAGCGGAGGUAUUUUGUUCUUCUGAAGAAAAGUAAAACUACGUGCCAUCUUAAGUAUUUUAACAGUGAAGAAAUGAAGAAGAGUGAACCAAUUGGAGCCAUCGAUCUGGCUCAGGUCUCAUUGAUGUUUCUGAAUCCUGAGAUCCACUAUAUGUGGAAAUGGGUCCAAGAAAUUUUCAGAUGCUCUCCAUCCUGUGUUCUUUUUAUGAAAGUGGCUGACAGAGAGUAUUUUCUCAUUGGGGAAACCAGUUCAGAGAUUGAAAGGUGGUUCUUUGCCUUAUAUGAGGCUAUGAAUAAUCGUCCACACAGACUGCUUGAUCUUAAGGAAACUGGGAGAAUCAGAGACAUAAGUGCACCUCGAAAUUCACUAAAGACAUACCAGAGGGUUGAGUGGAGACUAGAUGCAAGUUCAGACUCUGACAUUCCCUCAAGCAAAGAAGAUCAACAUGAAAAAGAAGUAGGAGCAACUAAAGGGACAUGAACAAGUACAAGAUCAUUUAAAGAUCAAGAUCAUUCUGCUUUUUUUAUUUUUUUUAUUUAUUUAUUUAUUUUUUUUUUUUUCUGGUGAAGUGAAGGCAAGCUGAAGAAAAGAGUCCCAGAAGAUUCCCAUGUGUGUACAUGUUUUGAAACAAUUUGACAUUCUUAUUUAGGUCACUGGGUUUAGCUAAAUGGUUACAGCAAUAUUAACUAUGAUAUUCAUGUAUAAGUAACUCAUCAGUCAAAUACUGUAUGUUAGGGAAUAAAAACUGGUAGACUCUCUCACAAUGUAUGACUAUGAAAUAUAUGUAUUUAUGUGUGGUUCUACUGAGGUUCCAGAACUGUUUGAUGAACUAAGCUAUGAUCAUGUGUAUGAUACAAAUUCAAGAUAGCAUAAGUAAAAACUAGAAUAAAAAUUAUUAGGAUAAGAUCAAUAUUGUCAUGUAUAUAUUAGAUUUAUUAAAAUGUUGUUUGUUGUGAUUGAUUAUGUCUCAUAUUCAUUGAUCUCAGUGUCUGCAUCUGAAAUGAUAGCAUUAAGUAAUGAGUCUUACUGUCUUGCCCAUUAAUCUCUAUAUAUAUAAUUAAGACAUGCUAAUGUGUCACCGUUGGACCAUGUGAUCCAGAAUUGAUUAUACCCUACUGAAAAGUAUAGCUUUGUCAGACCAAAAAGGCUUAGCUGUUCAAGCAUUUAUCACAUCUUUCCUUAUUACUGACAAAUUGAUCAACAAAACUUUGAGAUUUUGAGAUUUUCAGCUUGUUCUGUGUUUUAGCAGCUGGUAGCUGGUCACACUAACUGCUCACACUUUUUCAUCAGGGUGCUUGCUUGUUUAUUUUUAUAAGAAUAAUGCUAGAUCUCACCUACGUGAUCUAUUUUUUGAAACUUUUUUUAAACUGUUUAUCUGUUUAAAAAUGAUUCACAACAUGCAGCGUGAGGAAGACGUCCCUGUGUGUUUUUUUGGGUUUUUCUUUUUUUUCACUACAUAUUUGCUCUCUUGCCCGCACCUUCUGAACAGUGUUCGGAGAUAACCCACAGGUUGGACCACACAAACAGGAAGGUCUAUCUUAAGCAAAUUCCUAACUGAGAUCCAAAACAGAGACAGAAGUCAAUGCUAGACAUUACCGAAAAAAGAAAAAACAGUACUGUGCAGCAGAGAUAGGAAUUUAGGAAGUAUGACUAGGCGACUUGGGUAAGCAGUGCUCAGAUUGUCAUUCUACACAGAUGUAAAAACACAGGACUAUCAGGACAAGUGUAAUAAUG